AGAUCCUUUGCAUCAGAAGAUCACAUCAUUCAGAAAAUUUCUUGUCAAAUUGUCGGAUGAUUUAAACCAAGCUCCGCUCAUUGAGAAGAUGAAAGAAUAUUUGCGGAACGAAGGUUAUGAAGUUUUACACGAUGUUGCCAAUCAAGACAUUUGCCCGUUGGAUAUUUUUCAAACAAUGAUUCAAACUUGUUUAAUCUCUGCAAAUGAGUUAUCGAAAUUGAAAGAAAUGAUGGAAUUUUGUUCCAGGAAUGAUCUUAUUCAACACAUUGACCGAUUUAACAACAACUGCGGCGUCCUCAGAAAAGGUAAAGUUUGUCUCUGUGUUAAUGCACUUCAAAAUAUUCCAGAUUUGCGCAUAUUCUAAUGCAGUUUCCUCUUCCAGCGGUAGAAAGUUUAUAAGUAACGUUUACUUAAUACAUCAAUAGACAGAUUUAGAUCGAGGACGCGGACGUCAAAGACGACGUGAAAAUGGCGUCAAAAUGGCGUGGCAUAUCCAUACAUGGGCACAACACGCCAUUUUCACGUCGUCUUUGACGUUCGCGUCCUCGAUCUAAAUCUGUCUAUUGAUGUAUAACUAUAUUAUAAUAUAUUAUAAUAUUAUAACUAGAACUGUGCGGUUGCUGAAAUUUCAUCACGAUUCCAGUUCUGGCCUUUUGGGGGGAAAAGAGCCUCGGUUCGGCGUCAGUUUCGGUAUUUUUAAGAGAAGGAAAAAUCAAAGCAUUUGCUCAAAAAAUUGUAAUGUAACAUGAAAAUAGAUAACUUAUAAGCAGUCACAGGUAAACUACGUGAAGCGUUCCUCUUUUGAGUUUCUAACUUGAUUGCAAUUUUCCUCAUUACCUUUGCAAAUUUGAAAAACUUCCUUGCAAAUUCCUUCAGGGAAUUUGCAAUGUUCCUAUCGGCUGUUGGCUGUUGCGGUAUUCCAAAUGCAGUGAAACUUCCUUUCAAAUUUCCUGAUUUCCUGCUCUGUUCCGGCCGUUGUCACUGGCUUUUUUAUUAGCCAAUUACAAUGCACGUAACAGAACAGGAAGUUAGGAACUUGGAACAGGAAGUUAAACACUUCCAACAGGAAUUGAGGUUUAAUACUAGAAAAGAACUGUACCGACCAAGUCUGUCGGUUAACUGCACAGCUCUAAAUUUAAUGGAUAGCUUUUGAUUGAGAACGUGUAGCUAUUCUAAUUUUAUCAUUUACAUAUCCGGAGCGAGGGGGAUUCGAAGAAGUAUUACCCGGAGUGAUGAUAUCUCCCGAAGGGGUUCGCCCCGAAGGAAAUAUCAUCACUGAGGUUAAUAUUUCGCCGAAUCUGUCGAGCGAAGAGUCUGCAUGUAAAUGAUAUAUUAUACCGAAAGUUAAAAACACCAACAAAGUUGAGAAUAAACUUAAAGUAAUUUUUUAGCUCUCGAAGUUUUGUUGUUUUGACGCGUGAGGGUCCGUAAUCAUGGAUUUGAGUGAAAUACCGUAAAAAAAUCACAGCCUCACAUGGUACAAAAUCCUGUUUUCUGAUUGGACAAUUUGAAUAUGAACUAUAAUAUUAAAGGGUCAUUGACCGAGCGUGAGGUCUGUACUGUGAAAUAUCAGACCGAGGUUUUUUAGUAUGGACCGAGCGACGAAGGAACGACGUCCAUGCAAAAAACAGAGGUCUGAUAUUUCACAGUACAGACCGAACAAGCGAGGUCAAUAAUCGGUUUAUUAUAUGGCUGAACUGAGUCUGUGAGCAUAUGCUUUUCGCGCGAAUUAAAUCGGCUAUCGUCAGUUUCACUGGAUAACAAUAUACGGUAGGCAUGCAUGCUGAAUAAAAAACAAUUUGGUUAUUUGAAAUUUUUAUCAAAAAGCACAAUUGGAAAUUUAAAAAGCAAAAAAAUUUUCUUCUUGCAAAGCAAAAGUUUCCCGCCAGAUAAACGACCUCCGGGACGCCGGGACAGAUACGGAAAAUAUGGACCACGGUCUGGAUAUGGGUUUUUACGGACCGCUUGUCAACCAGUCAGAAUAGAGAAUUUUGAAAAGCCAUAUAAUAAUAUGAUGUAUUGCCUGCCGAGCACUUAUCAUGAACCUCGGGCUCGGAAAGGUUUGGAAACCACUUCUUGCGUCAUCGACAUUAAUCAGUUAAUUAAAUCAUUCAAACUGCAAUUUGAACAGUUUAGCAUACUUCUUACUGACUUCUUACAGCUUCUUUUCAGCCUUUAGUCCUUCAAUUGCCUGUUACUUCACUUUGAAAUUCCUUGAAUUUCUUUUCCUGACCUGUACGAACCGUGAAUGAGAAUAUAUGAGAGUCGGCAGUCACGCGAUCUUGGUUAUAUUUUCUUAAAGAUGCUGUAAAGUCCGUAAUGUAAACAAACGCUUUGUUUACAUUUUGAACUCAGUGCUAUAGUUGAAAAUAUGAUUAAAUAUAUAUUAUACUGAAUUUUUAACACUCUUCUGGUUCGCUAUGCUUGUAAAUGAAUACAGACUAGAGAUUUAAUUCAAGAAAGUUCGGAAGGUUCGAAAUAUUAAUAGCAUUCCAACGGUCGGGUCCCGACCAUUGGAAUGUAUGCCUGCGCAGAACGUGUGCGCAGAACGGACUUUACAGCAUCUUUAAUGCUCUUCCAACGCUAUCUUGUGUUUUAUUUAAGUUAAAACGUAGUUGUAACACUCAUGAAACCUUUAUUUUUGUAUAAUCUAGCGCUGGAAAUGUCGCCUGUAACAAUUCGUGACUACCAACUCUCAUUCUCGUUUGACCGGGGCUUAACAAUGGUCAAGCGGGGUCGCUGUAAUAGACCUUAUGCUAUAAUGACGUCACAAGGCUUGAUGCCCGCGAGGAAUGCUGAUCUUUCAAAAUGGCCAUUAUCGAAAUUUUUCCGGGUGAUGACUACUAAGGCCAGCAUUACUCGCGGGCAUCAAGCUUUGUGACGUCAUUAUGCAUAAGGUCUAUUGGCGAAAGCUGUAGCGUGUUCUCGGCCAUUGUCUAUAUAUGUAUUUUCUGUGUUAAAUGUUUAUUGGCGCAAAGUUAAAUAAAUACAUAAUUAAAUUAUAUAAAACAAAUAAGGAAUGGCAUGUGCUGGACCUCUCGAGAGAACAGUUUAGAACUGAUACGGCUUUUCAGCAUCAAUACAGUUAGUUUUGUGGUCUCCUGAACUCUUUCAUUUUUUAUCUAAGUUCCGUGUGGAUUACGCAAUCUACCUCGUGACAUGGUGGAACGACCAUCAGAAGUGAACGAGAUACUGGGGUUACUGAUGGAGGGGAAUAAUAGAGUGGGUGUGGUCGGAAGUCGUACCGGUGACGUCAUUGGUAUUCGUGGAAUGGGGGGGUCUGGGUAAGACCGUCCUAGCCCAGGCUAUUGCUUGGGCUGCCUCGGUUUCUCGCCAGGUUAUCUGGCUUGACAUUGGUCAAACCCCAGACUGCUUGGCACUGAUUAAUAUCCUCAUUAAAGCUCUUGGGGGAGCAUCGUUCAGUGAUAUUUCGACCGCGCAAGCCUGGGUAAAAGCGAAUACGGUAUGUAUACGUUUAAUGUUGUUUGUAGUUCUUAUUAAGGCGAUGUGACACGAAACGAUUUUUAAUAACGAUUUGUAAUGCAAAUUACGCUGUACGAAAUUUGAUUGGUUCGGCUACGCAUUGUGUUACGAAUCGUUGUUGAAACGUCCCGUGUAACAUGGCCUUUGAUAAUUAUGGGGAAAAACAAAAGAAGUUCAUAAAUACAUGCACAUACAUUAUUCAAUUCAGUCCCCAUUGGGAGUUUUGAGUAACCGAUUACAUGAAGUUUUACCCUUACUUAGAUUACUUGUACUUAGCAGCCUUGACUAUUUGUCUUUACAACAAUGGAUUAUUGCAGCUACUGACUAUAUUUUGAUCAAGAAAAGAUAACAAAAUUUAACACCGCAGCUAGAAAGAUUGUCUUAGAAUGAGUAAAACUGCAAAGAUUGGUCGUUAAAUGUUGUAAAAUGAAGAAAAUAUAGCCCUGUGAAGUUCGCAAAUUUUGUAUAUAUUUGUAUUACUACUAAAUAACCACUUUCGGCCCAAAAAUGGUUGCGAACUUCACAGGGCUAGAUUUUCUUCAUUUUGCAACAUUUAGCAACCAAUCUUUGCAGUUUUACUCAUUCUAAGACGCUCUUUCUAGCUGUCGUGUUGGAUUGCGUUCUCCUUGUCUAGAUCAAUAUUUUUCCUAUAGCUGCAAUCAUCCAUUGUCAUUUUACUCUCCUAACCAUGUUUACCCUAGCCCACCUUGUCAACUUUCCCUGUGGGAAAUAAUUUUUAUAGAAUGCGUACUCUUAUCUUUUCCCUGUAAAAAUUUUGUCUCCACAAAAUGGAGGAUUUAUAAGGUUAUUUUGGCUCGCCUCAAUGGAGAUAAAGGAGAUAAACUUUUGAAAAACCCAUUUUAGUGAGUUUUUUUUACGAAAAGCAAUACUUUUAAUUGAACAGAAUUUAUACAGAAAUCGUCGUGUAAAAAUACAUUUUACAUAGUAAAAAUACAGAAGAUCAAGUCAACCUUGAACUGAAUAGCAAUGUAUCUCAACUGUUUUUUAAAAUGAAUGGAGUUCAAUAAUCUUUUUAAACUUACACAGUUUUCAUAUUUUUCUACGUUCCAUGAGCCUUGGGGCAACCACAGUUUUCGACGAUUACUGAAUACUUUUUGUUUUAAAAACAUGAAAACACUUAACUUAAUGUGAAGAAAAACGAAACCCGAUGAAGAAUGAACUACGCUCAGAGCAUGCAAAAAUGUUUUAUGAGUAUAUUAUAUUUACGCGAAACUACUUUGUUUUUGCAUGCAAGGCUGCACGAUAUUCACCAUUUUGUAACUGCGCAACUGAUGCAGCAGUUACUUACAUUUGCUUUUCAAAGAACCUAAUAUUUGAAGAUCUAUCCUCAAACCACAAAUUUAGACAGCAAAAACAAAAUUUUGGACGACGAAAACGUGGCCUUGGCUCUGUUUUUAUAGUUUACAAUUCUCAUUCCUAGUCGAAUUCAAUAUGGCGGAUUUAUAAGGGCACGCAUGUGAAAAAGUAAAGACACGAUUCGUAUGCAUUCUUUAUAUAUUAGCGAACUUAAUUUAAGCGAGGCUUGAUCUAGUACGAGGACGUGACAAGAAACAGCCUUAAAGAACCGGUGUCGCAUUGCAAUAUACAUUCGAUGUUUCUAAUGUAAUUAUCUCGGCGAGUAUUUACCCCCCUUUUAACGAAAUCCACCAUUGAAAUCCUCACCAAAAAACAUUUCGAAUGGGGGUCAGAUGCCGUCAAAACAUUGUGCACCAGUCAAUGUAAAUCCCCCCCCCCAACCGGGGAGGGGCGGGUGUAUUUAGCGGGGAAAAUGGUCAGUUUUGAUUGUAAAUAUGUCCGCGAUGAUGGGGGACUUGGACGACAUUUUCUCUUUCGGUAGACGAUGCGGGGACAAAAGCGGGGGAAUGGAUUCAGUGGUUAACAUAUAUAUCCUGUGUUGCUGUUUUAAUUUUCUUUACAAGAAAAGUUUAAAUACAAUAACAUAAAUGAAUUUGAUUUUCUAUUGCUGAUCUAUGAAAUAUACAAAACUAUUUUCCUGGGGUUGAGAGACAUGCGGGGACAUUGAUUCAUUACCCUUUCCCCGGGGCGGGGACAAUUUCGCUCUUUUACUACCCCUCUACGCCAUUGACUUGUGCAUUAUAAUGCACAAACCGCUGUAAGCACUCGCGGUUUUUAUACUAUGAUUAUUGCAAGUUGCAUGGAACAUAUUGCUUGGUAUAACAUCCCCUGCAAUGCAAUGCUGAAAUCGUUUUUCUUAAGACUAGUUGCUGAGUGUAACAGUGCCUUAAAAAUUUGUUUGAAGGGUUAGAUUUAGGUUUACGUUUUGUAUUAAAUAUAGUUAGGACUGUUUAUAUGUAUCGAGAAAGCACCCUAAAUUUGGUUAUAAUUAAGUAAGGCUAUUAAUACCAUGCAUAUAAAUGGUUUGCAAUGUAUUUGCAGAUUGAUAAAGAUUGUUUAGUUGUGCUAGAUGAUGUUUGGAAUGUUGACGACGCUGCCGAGUUUGAUCACCUAUCUGGAAAAUGCCAAUUAUUAAUAACUACUAGAGAUGCCGACGUUGUCCGCGGCUUGCAAGGUUCUGCUCUGUACGAACUCCAAACUAUGGCAAAGGAUAAAUCUCGCAAGCUCUUGUAUCAAAGUGCCCGGGUAACCCAAGACGAACAGUCUAAGUUUAGUUCAAACAUGCAACGAAUUGUUGCCGAACUGUUGGACCAAUGCCGAGGCCUGCCGCUGGCUCUGUCCCUAGUGGGCUCGACUUUAAUCGACGAUCGCGCGGAACAGUAUUGGGAGGAUAUUUUGGACGACCUCAAAAAGGCUGACUUGGUAGAAUUACGUUCACUAUUUCCCAGUGACGCAUACCCUUACGAUAACCUCUUAGCAGCCAUUGAUGUUAGCUUUCAACGUUUGGAGAAAAACGCGCAAGAGAAGUUCCUAGAUUUCGCUAUAUUUCCAGAAGAUACGAAUGUACCGGCAGAUAUACUCGAGCUGUUAUGGUGUUCGGAAGGCGCUGGGAGAAUUAAGUGUGGCGCUCGGGCAGGAAGACGUAUACUUAAUGUGCUUGAGAGAAAGUCUCUGAUUCAAAAAGGUAUGUAGUGGGAAGAGGAAACAUUUAAAUUAGAAUAUAUGUUCCCUUAGGUGUAUAUUUCUUUAUUUCGUUUUACACACGAGGCCAAGUAUGUUAGUAGUGAAACACAAACGAUGAUUGAGCAGUUCACUACUUUGACUGGCAGCUCCGGAUUGGUCCAUACAUUACAAGUUACAACAUGGCUACUAUAUUCUUUUAAUUAAGAGCCAGUUUAGGCUGAAGAUUAUAAAAGGCUUAUUCCUCUGUGACAGAGCUACAACAUGAUUAUAUUAUUAGUUCAUUAUUGCUUCAUUAGUGUUGAUUAUUAUUGAUUCAUCAUUGUUGCUACAAAACGACUAUUGAUUUGAUGCUUGUGGUGUUACUCUGAGUGUAUAUCCACACCGGGCAAGCUUGAAAAAUAUGCCUGGCCACGGUGGGAACCUACGACUUUUGUAAUACCAGCCCAAUGCUCUGCCAACUGAGCUACGCGGUCAGGUCGGUUCGAGUAUGUGAUAUUUCGGAACUGAAUGUAUUUCCUUUGAUAUCGAUGUAAUCUAAUAAUCAUGAAUUUUUCUUGUAAUAGUAUUCAAUAGUAUACACCAACACAUUCAGAUAUACACUCAGAGUAACAUCACAAGCGUCACAUUCACCUGAGUACAUUACACCAACACAAAAAAAUCAUGACUAUUGAUUUGUUACCACGGGUAGCAACGGGCAGAACAAUCAUGGCGUUUCCAGUUCACUCCUCUAGAUUUUUCAACUAAACACUAAUGAAUUAAUUCUUCACCCAAGUUGGACCUGGCCCAUCAUUCGUCACUGCUACAAGUCAGGCCACUAUUACAUUAACGCUCUUUAAUGAUUUCUUUCAGGACCUGAACUUCAUGGAAAAAACAGCUACCGUGUCCAUGAUCUACUCUUGGACUUUGCACGUGCGAAACUUCGAUCCACAGGAACACUAACUGAUGUCCAGCGCUUGUUCCUAGAAACACUUCGUGGCCAAUGCGUGAACCGCGAAUGGGCAAAAUUUCAAGGCAAUAAAGAUUACUAUUUCAAGUACCUACCCUAUCACCUGUACUCCUUCGAACCACAUGGGGAAAUACGUCAACUGUUCUUCGAUUAUCACUGGCUUGAACAAAAAGUGAAACAAACUAACUUGCCCUCCUUAAUAUCGGAUUUUCGUUUCCUGGACCCGCUCUCGCACGAAAUGAAACUUCUCAAAUCUUCGUUAACGUUAUCUGCCGAUGUCAUCGAGAAAAGCCCGGAUUCAAUUGGUCUGCAACUGCUAGGUAAUAAACGAUAAUGUAUCCUUGCCUAACUUUAUCAUCCUAGUCUACCUGGUAUAUAGCUGGCCUUGCCGUUUCCUUAUACCUUAUACCUUAUAUACCUUAUACCUUAUUACCUUAUUACCUUAUUACCUUAUUACCUUAUUACCUUAUACCUUACCUUGCCUUUAUACCUUACCUUACAUUACAUUACAUUACAUUAUAUUACAUUACAAUGGCUUGCCUUACCGUGCCGUACCAUUCCUCGAUCGCCUCGCAUAACCUUACCUUACUGUCUAUAGUCCGAGCCGUCCCUUAUUGCCUGGCUAGCUCUAUCCGUUAUUAAGGAUUAAUCCAUCAAACCGAUGUUCCGGAAAAAAACCCAAGAACUGUUUUCAAAGAGAAUUUGUAAUAUCAUCAGACAACUGCAUACUACAGGAAUCGAAGCCCACUCUCAAAUGCAUGUGAAAGGCACGCAUGCACUAACCACUGUGCCAACAGCACACCCAUCACAUUAAUUUACUUCACUUUUAUUAGAAACGUCAAGCAUCAACUUAAUAACGAUAUCACACUAAUAUUAUAAAUUAAAUCAAUUUCUUAUACGUAUGCUAAAACUGUAGUAUAUUUAUGUUUUAGGUAGAUUGCUGUCGUUUGCUGACGAACACCCAAGCGUCAACACGCUAUUAGAGCACGUUCGUGAAACAUGCAAAAAAACAUACCAUCUUUUGCCAUUAUUUUCCUGUCUGUCCGAACCCAUAGGACCGUUGAUUAAGAUAUUCAGUAAGAACAUUAAUGAUAUGGUAUAUUCAUUAGCAACGACUGUUAGUGCAACUGGUGCUAUUGUCGUUGCCGCUUUGGGAAACGGUUUGAUCAAGAUUCGUGAACUAGAAACAGGUACAUGUAGCUAUAUUGUGCAAUAAUAUUAGAAUGUGUUGGAACAAUUUGUUGAGAGUCUGUUGACCUGAUCAACCUACAGUUAACAGCUUGUUUCAGACUUGUCGACAACUGGGAACAAGCAGUGCGAACACAUCUUGUUGAAAAGCUGUGAGAUUUUUACGCGCAAAAACUCAACUACAAAAUCAACAGUUGUAGCAAUGAAAUUAUCGUUAAUAACGUACCGCUGAUAUUACACAAUAAUUGAUAACCACAUGUCAGUUUUUUCUACUAUAUAAACGGAUUACUGAGAUCAUGAAGUUUACUAUUUUAUCAGCUAUUAUCGACCGAUUUGAAAAGUAGCUGCCAGCCUGCCACAAUUUUGCAUUAAUGUGUAUUUUAUUACCGGACCAAUAAUAUAAUAAUAAUAACCAACUCUUUCCACAGAGACUGUUAUUUAAGACAAAGUGUAAGAGUUUCAGAAAAAGCACUAAAACGAGGCUAGUCAGGCUUGUUUGCUAUAAAUCUAGCAGAAUCCCAUAGUUUCAAAGAGAAUACUUAGUACUAGCCUAUAUUUAGACUUUGUAGAAUUGUUAGACUUGGAGUAUUUUACAGGGUGUCUCAACAAAAAGUGACUCUUUAUUGUGAAUUAUUUGAAUGUCUGUGUCCUACACUGAACCUAUAUAUGGGUACGUAAACACAAUUAGCCUUUCACACGGCUGAUUUUCCCGCCAUUUUGGGGGUACUGCCUCGCCCGCGUUUGGGAGCCUCCGCACCACCGGGUAAAGUUUCCGGCUGUGACGUAGCACUGAACAUCAAUUGAACUUAUCCCGCUAGCGGGAAAGUUGUGUUCAUAUGGGAAAAACAUCCCGGUCACCGAGAUCUCGCCUGUCAACAAGCGAGAUCGCGGUACACGGGAAAACGUUUUGUCUCAUAUGAACGCAGUGUAACUUUUCGUAUUAUUUUCAUAUCAAGGCGAGAUCUCACUUGUAAACUUAUCGAAAAGUUUUCUCGCUAACCGGGAUAACUUUUGCCCAUAUGAACAGGCCCUUAAAGUGCUACUGCAGCGAAUUUUUGGACGUAGUUUUUUAAGCUUAAAUAAAAAUUCAGUUUUUUAGAAGCAUUUUCAUAUAUAUUUGACCAUCAUGCGACGCUUAGAAGUUGCCAAAUUUAAUCUCUGAAGUUGGUUAUCGCGUGCGAACUUUUCCGCCGCCAUAUUGAUGCCGUGUGACGUCAUAAGAUGAACGGAAACGAAGAUAUGAAGAUCGUAUUUGUAGUAAAUUAUAUGGCGCGUCAACAUAUUGCAGUGGAAUUUUUGUCUAUUUCACUUGUUUAUGGCGCAGAUAACUGAUUUUUAAAAAUCGAAGAACGAGUGCUGUGUCUUAUUGUUAGUUUGACGGCGGAAUGACGGUAAGAGACUCAAAUAAUAGGGUCAGUACUGCGUCUGGAAGUCAACGAGUAUAUAUGGACUCGGCUAAGUCCGCUUUGAAAUACGAUGAUGAACCAGUUGCCUAACAGCUUUUACACAGCUUCACUAGACGAAGUGAUAGAGACAUUAACGCCGCUGAUAGGCAACUACCAUCUGUAACUAUGUUGGAGCAAUCAAGCGAUGGUACAAACGUGUAAAAUUAGUGGAAACCCCAGAUCUAACAACCACAAAUGAUCUAAAACAUAAGAAAUGUUAAACACUUUAAUUAGACUAACUAUAUAGGACCAUAUAGCGUCAUUCGCGCAAAAUAUUCAUCAUGUGUGUGAACAUAUUAAUUUUUACUUCACUAUAUACCUGAAUUAUUUGCCUUGCGUCUGUUAGUUGUACUUUAGCCAGGGGAUCAAUUCUAGCCAUGUAAAUUGUAUAAACAGUUUCUUGUAUUCUUUCCAUUUUACGAGGUUUUGUCAAUGAAAAUGAGAUAUAGCACGAAUCUUCAAAACGUGCUCAAUCAAAACACUAGGUUCGCAGAUGCGUGAAAGCCCGGUCAAUGUUUACGGAUAAAAUUCACUGACUUUCUUUCACUCUGUGGAUCUGUCUUUUUUGUUGGGAUAUAGAUGCAUGGGUAUUCUUUCAGGCUAUUCAGAAUUCGUGCAAUAAUCUAAGUUUGAACUGCCAGAAACACGGCCUUCGUCUCUGCGUGUUUGUUCGUUUUACUAUAAUUUUAAUACGCCAUGAUGAAAUCGUGUUCAUCUUAUGACGUCACAUAGCAUCAACAUGGCUGAUCAAAAGUUCGCACAGGAAGUGCCAAAAAUGGCCACUUUGGAAGGCUAUAAAAUCGGUUUGAAUUCACCAAUUUCAAUUCUGUUUGUAAUGUGGUAAACAGGUCAGGAAGGAAAGCACUUUUAAUUAAGCUAAAAAAGUGAGGGUCGAAAAAUUUGUUGCAGUAUCACUUUAUGUAACUGUCAAUUAGAACUUUCAUGUACAAUAGUUACGGGAACCACUGAGUAUUUUAUAAAAUACAGAAGAACAAUAAUUAUUUUUGUAGCUAUAACUUUUUGUAGCUUUAAUGUACAUUUCGACUAUAUUUUAGUCAUCGUCAGCUACAAAAUGUUAUUCGGAGUUACUGUUCUUUUCUAUUUCAUGUACAAUUUAUGUAGUUUUAAUAUGCUCUUACGAUUACAAUGCAUUCUAAACUCCCAGAGGUGACGAAGUUUUGGGUGUUUACAACAAAAGGGUGAUUUCUAAGCGGUCACUUUUUUUAAGACACCCUGUACAAGGCAGCAGUGAUAUGGAAUUAUUAUAACGGAAUAGCGCGUACAUUUCGACCCCUGAAACACUUGUAUAGUAACGAUAUACGGAACAAAUAAGAUCUUGAAUAAGGGGAACUCCAUACUGGAGUUACUUGGCUAGUAAAUCCAAACGAAGGACCUUCGCUCGAAACGUCGAAAUUCUCCUUAUAUUUUUCAGGUAGUUGCAUCCAUAGUAACAAAUAAGAUAGCCUGUAGUUACAAAUGUUUUAACGAUUUUGGUAUUUCUCUUCAUUUGUUUGCAAGAAAACGCAUUGGUUUAGCAACAUGUGUAAUCUGUUUACAAAACAAACAUAGAAGCAAGUUAAAAUUGUUAAAUUAAAUUACGGUUUCUUGACAUCAUCCUUGUAAGCAGACUGGCGUGUUCAUAUGGGAAAAUAUUCAUACGGUUGCGGCCGAUAUAUUCAUAAUGUUGCGCAAUAAUUUUGUAUGCUUACGCAAUAAUUUUGCAUGGUUACGCAAUAAUUCUGCAUGGUUACGCAAUAAUUCUGCAUGCUUAUGCAAUAAUUUUGCAUGGUUACGCAAUAAUUUAGCAUGCUUACGCAAUAAUUUUGCAUGCUUACGCAAUAAUUUUGCAUGCUUACGCAAUAAUUUGCUAACAUGACACGAACGGUUUGAUUAAAAUCAACGCAUUAUAAAUGUAAUUACUAACUUGAAAAUGAUGCACGCUGUAGCAUCGAAACGUCGUUUAAUAAAUGUAAUAUCGCUAUCAUUUGUUUCAAAAUUAUUUUACAGUUGAGGGCCAAAACCAAAAUUAGGGCCGAUUGUGGGAACCCCAGAGAUUUUAGGUCACUCAGAGAAAGAGAAAGAUCCAGUCUGUCCCACUAACUAGUGACCCUUGCGGGGCCAGAUGCCCCUCUCCAAAAUAUACCUUGUCUUCAUGUGAACACAAUCUAAAUGCGACGUUUUGGUAAGUUGGCGCACGUAGACUGGUAUUUAAUCUUAGAAAUUUGUGACCUCACGUACAAAGAUCUAUUACCCUACUUAAAUACUUAUAAUUUAUCUAUCUGCAUAAACAGGCAAAGAAUUGCAAGUGCUCGAAGGACAUACAAUGGCAGUGUAUUGUUUGGCUCUGUCGCACAGUGGAACGUUACUUGCGUCAGGCUCGUAUGACUCUACUGCAAUUCUUUGGAAUAUGGAUAGUUUUGAACAGCUUUUCGUGUUACAAGGAGAUGGUGGUUAUGUGAAUGCGUUGGAUUUCAGUGCAGAUGAUCACCGCCUGUUUAGUGGAUCGAAUGAUGGUAAGCAUCUAAUUGUGAUAACUUUUGGCACGCAGUGCACACAUUGAUUUGAUUUACAUUGGAGAAGAAAUGGCAUACAAUUUUUUUAUGACUCUAUAGGAAAGUGCUCUUUGCGAUCCCAAGCAUUUUCUUAUACCAUUGUCUGUCCAGAUAUCAUGGAAAAUAGAACACCUUUGUUUCUUGUUGAACUGUACCUUACCUAAAUAUUAAUUAUGAUCGUGGUUCCACGUUCACGCCGGUUAUCCCUAUUGGACGAUUGCUUCAUUGUACGAAAAUACAAUGAGCUUACUGGACCUAUUCCCUAAUGAACAAAAUUUUGAUCUAGACAAGUCUAGACAAAAAUUUUAUCACGGCUUGAAAGAGCAUCACAAAAUUAGUAAUAUUCCGAAGUUUCGUUGCGAAAUGUUGUAAAAUGCGGAUAAUAUAGCCCUGCGAAGUUUGCCGUUUUUCAGUCAUUUUGUAUUACGCACGGGAAAUUGAUACCUUUUUUUAGAAAGCGGUAUCAAUUUCCGGUGCGUAUUACACAAUGACUGAAAAACGGCAAACUUCACUGAGCUAUAUUAUCAGCAUUUUUCAACAUUUCGCAACGAAACUUCGGAAUAUUACUAACUUUGUGAUGCUCUUUCAAGCUAUGGUGAAAUUAAAUGUUUGUCUAGACUUGUCUAGAUCAAAAUUUUGUUCAUUAGGGAAUAUGUCCAUUGCCAUGACCGUGGACAAAUUAACGUAAAAUGAAACAAAAACAUAAGACAAUGAUUUCUGUUUAGUUUGCAGACCAUCAUAGACUAUGCGUAUGCAAACUGAAUUCUAUUUCUACCGCAUUGCAUUUUAAAAUAUGAAACUUUGCAAUUUUGCUCAUAUUGAGAUGCUCUUUUCAUUUUCUGAGAUGCUCGAGGAAAAUGGGGAUCACGUGUCCAAUUCUUUCAAAUGGCUAUUUCGGAUCAAAACGAUACUUUUAAACUACCGUUUAACUGUAUUAUUAUGACAAAAUGUGAAAUUGAAUGAUAUAGUCUGGUGGAUUACAGUUUGUGUCGAGGUUUGCUGUUCAAGGUAGCUUGCACUCCUUGUAGAAUAUUGAAAUGCCUAGGGUUAAUAUUUGAUCAAUGUUCAAUGGGUUCACUGUUGAGCCCAUCACUGAUCAAAGGUCUGACAAUGUACUUCUGAUUACCCACUGUGACUAAUACACAACCCUUGCCUUAAUUAAAUAAACUGCAAUACAUAUCACUGUCUCUGUGUAAUUUCCGUUAAUUGUAACUUUUGUUCGCGUUUCACCGAAUCGCGAGUUAAGAAAAUUCUCAUGCAAAAUCUCGCUUCCCGACUGUCAUCAACUGUCACCCUCAUUUGACAAGGUUUUAAGGAGAACCUGACUAACGUCUACCAUGUGUACUAGGGCAACUGCGAGUGUGGCGUGUGGCCACAGGUGAACGGUUGGGUAUCGUUCCUGCACAUGAUGGACAAAUUCGGGGUUUGUGUACCACAAAAGAUGGAAUGUACAUUGCUACUGCAUCUCUUGACCACACUAUCAAGUUAUGGAGAGUUGAUACCUUAACUAUCCAAGCUACUUUACGUGGCCAUACACACACCGUGUACAGUGUAGUGGCAACAGGUAUGCAAAGUAUGUGUGUUUAUUAUAUGGACAAUGGUGUUUUACUGGAAACUAAAACACUCGUAGAACUCAUACGUCACUACAUCCGGGGCCAGGUGCGCGUAUUUUCCGUAUUUCACCCCUGCUAGUGACAUACGAAGUUUUGAAAAUUUCCCGCCAUUUUCACUGUUGUUGUUUUGAAAAUACAAAUGGUCUUUGGUUCGUAUUUAAAACGAAAUUAACGUUGGAAAUAAAACGAAAACAUUUAAAAGACAUCUUGAGAUAAGUAAAAUUUAUUCUAGUUUUAUGUUUGCAGUAUAAUUUUAAAAAAUAUCGCUUUUAUACUGGUCUUUCGCGUGCUUAUUUACAUGUCGUCUUUGUGUGUAUUUUUGUCACUCUGAGUAAGUCCAUAUAAUAAACAGAACAUUAAACGGUUGCGAGAAGAUAUGGAUUUAUGUUCUCGUGUCAAAAACAAUAUCUCACUCGUUCGCUGCGCUGAGAUAUUGUUUUUGCCACUCGAACAUAAAAUCCAUAUCUCUUCGCAACCGUCUAAUAUCCUAUAUAUAUAUAUGUUUGUUGAACAUCAGUGAAAAUAGAUGUUACUCAGUUGUGUAACCAGGGGGGGGGAGGGGGAUGGGGGGGGGGCGUGGUGGCAGUGAUUUUGCAACCAUUGGCCUCACCUGGUCCACCACAUCUGACUUUUAGGCAUCAUUAUUGAUUUUGUAGGAGAAAAAGUUAUGAACAUUUGAGAUUUAUAGCCCUAUCACGUCUUGAUUUUACUUUUUCACGCAGACAUUUUGCAGGCACAUUUUCAAAUGGGCACACAAGAAAUUAUGGACCCAUGCCAACAUCUGACACAUAUCUGGCUGUUGCGUUUAUACCAUAGGAUUUAUGCACAGACGUAUCAGACGACCUUUGUUUUCUUUGCCCAAGGUCAUCUUGACGGAUCAUCCGUCUCUAUAGUUAAAGCUGGCCAUUUUCGUUUACGUUUAGGAAAUGACAAUCAAGUGCUUGUGUCUGCUUCGGGAGAUAAAACGUUAAAAAUCUGGGAUUUAAGGACAUAUAAAGAAAUUCGUACCCUCAGUGGUCAUCAAGAUGAGAUCUACAGUGUCGCUGUCAGCUCGGAUACGAAGCAUAUUAUCUCCGGAGGCCUGGACAUGAUCGUGAGAUUAUGGUGUUUUCACACUGGAAAAUUACUUUUCUGUUUUAAAGGCCACAGCCAAUCAGUCAGGUGAGUUUGAGGGUGGAUCGAUUAUUGCAAUUGGCAGUUGUCAGAUAAUUUUACCUCAAUGAGUGUUCCUGGUUUGAUUCUACCAAAAACUACGGCAGACAUUCUUUGAUUCGGUUCAUCCAAUCGUUAAAAAUUUCCCCUGUAGUAAUACUGUAGAACAAUUGGAGAUAUAGAGAUUACUUCAUGGUUGGUGAGCGCGUACGAUUUUUAUUCACGAGUGGAUUAUUACAAGUGAACGAGUGAGUGCAGCAAACGAGUGAUCUUGUAAUAAUUCACGAGUGAAUAAAGAUCGUAUUUGCGAACCAACCACGAUGUGAUUUGUUUAUUUUAUAAAUACUGAGCUUUCAUUCACGAUGACAAAGUUUUAAUGUUAUUAAAACGUUAUUAAAGUUUUAAUAUUAGUUUUCAAAGUUUUUAAUGUCUUCUUAAAUGCUAAAUCGUUGAUAGGCCUAAUGCUUGCAACCGGGUAGUUUUUUUUCCUAAGAUGUUGCUCGAAGAUUGCUAAUACAAUAGACUUCGGAGACAAGAUGGCUCGUAUAUUUUUCCCGCCUUUGGUUCUGACCGAAUUGAUAAACUCAGUCAGACACGUACUCGUUCAGUUCUGCUGUCAGAAUAUCUUCCAUUUUUCUUUCUUCAUUCUUGGUUUCCAAAAACAAGUGUAACACAGUAAUAGUUUUACAUCUCGUUCGGUUUUUUGUGAGGUAUACUAGCUUUAUUUUCUUGUUCUGAAAUAAAAUUGUCAACAGAAACGGCGUCCGUAAAUCACGCAGCCAUUAUGAUUUUCAAAUUGAAAUAGGUUUCGCGCCAAAAAGUUCGUGGUGGAAAACAAAAGUAUUUUUCAGUGCGAUCAUUUUUCACUAGUGAAAAAAACAUGGUUCGUCCAAUCAGACGGCGCGAACGAUGUUGUUUCAUUUUUCAUCGUUCGCGUCGCUGAUUGGCUGUGGCAAAAUUCCGUACGAUUAUUACGCAAUGUCAUUUUAAUGAAUAAAUCUCAGUACUUAUAUAAUAAAGCCCUUUACUGGUUUUCUUGGGAAGAACAGCUUCGAACAGCUGGAGUUCUUAGCCAGUCAAGUAGAGUUUUUAGCUAAUAACUCCAGGUUUAGUUAGCUACCUACACACGAUUUGUGGAGUUGUUAGCCAGUAAAUCAAAAUUUUUAAACCUAUUUAAAAAUAGCUAGCUCCGCAUGAGUUUUUCAUUUGUUAACCAUAACUCUGGGAACUUCCGAGUUAACCAGUAGCUGCAGGUUUAGAUAGCUAACUCCAAGUGCCAGCCAUUUUGUACUGGCUUGGUUGCAGAAGUUAGGGAACCAUGGGGCGCCGUAUAUAUAGUCUUAGGUGCCAAAUUCAAAACGUAUACUUCAAUACUUCAAAACUUAGUUGAACUUAGAAUUAUGAAGUUAUGAAUUCUGAGAUUAUAGGGAGGUAGUGUCCAAAAGCAGGGCGGUUUGGAACAAAUAGACCUAUCUUAUAUAGAUGAAGUUGGUUUCAGUUAAGGCUUGUUCAGUAUAGAAACAUUAUGGACUUAAAGGGAUGAGCCUUUAUAGGUAGAAUAAGCCCUCACUUACGGCCAGUAUAGUACAAACGAUUCUGGAUUCGACUUCGAGUAUGCAUGAAAACAGGUUUUCGGAUGCCAGGGUUUACACUGCAUGGAUGAAUAACAAACAAAUUUUUUUUAGAAUUUUAUUUGUCGGAUUAGUAUAAAAUGAAUAUUUCUCUGUUAAUAAAUUUAUCAAAUACUUCAAAAACUGAAUUAAGUACACUAGCUAGGUGUACCGAAGUGAAGAAAGUACUUACUGCUGGCAACCGUAUACGUUGUACUGCUUCAGAUUCAUGUGUUUCUGGACACAAAAGUUUCUACUUUCCGGUUUCGAAAGUGCCCUGACACGGCUGAAAACGGAGAUAAUUCCAUAUCGUACAGUAUUUGUCGCUGCGUGUGUAAACGGUAAUCUGAAUCCAGUACCAAAACAUUUCAGUUUCGUGAUGAAUCCGGAAUCUUUAGUUUGUAGUAUAAACGAGGUCUGAAUUGGCAAUAAAAUGAAUAUUGAAAAUUGACAAUCAAUUUGUUGCAUUUUAGAUUUGUGACAAUCAUUGCUGACGGAUCAAAGGCAUUGUCUGGAUCGCAAGAUAAAACUUUCAGAGUGUGGGAUCUAGACACUAGUGCGUACUUGAAACAGGACAGGUCACGUGGUCAUUCGGAAGGCGUCAUUGACAUUGCGGUGGCACGUGAUGGCUCGAGAUGCGUUUCGUCUUCUAUGGAUGGGACUUUCAAAAUUUGGAAUUGCAAGACCGCACAAGAAUGCUUUACUUUGAAAGGUAUAGUCAGGAUUGUCCAUUUGAGCCUGUUUUCCACUUUACGGUGACGAAACUUCACGUUCUUGAUAUACCCUGGUUCCAGAGGCUCUUUGCGAGGCGAAAGAAACGAGAGGCGAGGAGGAAGAGCCUCUGGUCACAUUGUUGCAAAUCCCACUUCCACAUUUGACUAGGUUCAGAAUUUGAAUCUCGCAUGUGAUUGGCCUUUUGUAAAAGCAUGUUAAACUGGUUUGGGAAACAAACAUUACUGUAAGCUAAUUAUAGCCUGUAUUAAAAUAUUCUAUUAAACUCAACUAAGCGUGAAUAUUAAUACUCCUGUGAAAAAGAUAUCACUGAUUGAUAUUAUUAUGUUUAUCUCCUGAGAAGUUUGAUCCUUUUUCACAGGAGUAUUAAUAUUCGUGCUUGGUUGAGUUUAAUAGAACAUUUUAAUACAGGCUAUAAUUAGCUUACAGUAAUGUUUAGUUCCCAAACCGGUUUGACAUAUUUUUACAAAUGGCCAAUCACAUGCGAGAUUUAAAUUCUGAAUCUAAUCAAGUGUGGAAGUGUUAUUUUGUAGUCGAUGUGACCAGAGGCUCUCUCAGGGUACAAAUCAUAUUAACAUAAAGAAAAUUGUUAUGAUAUUUACCUUGCGUGAAACAAGUUUCUGAAGAAAGAAAUGGCAACUAUUUUUUGAUUCGGAUCGCAGGUUUGACCGCUGCUUGUGGUUAGAUCUAAAAUUCUAUAUAAAGUUUCACUUAAAAUUUCCAUGUACAAAAAGCCUUCAACUGGCAGUUCCAUCUCGAUCCUUGGCUUGGCUCGACGGUUUGCAGUUUAAACAGAGCAGUUCAAACGCAGUUUUUGUGUAAGCACAAGACAAAAGUCCAGACGAGCAAGAAUAUCAUUUAUUAUCUAACAAUGGCACAAAUUAUACGGUUUUAUUGUUUCGCAUUUUCUGUAUAAAUGUGUAAAACAUUAAAUUUAAGCUUCAUAUUUCACUCAGUUUUUAAACACACAAAAAACCCCGCAAAACUCAGUGAACUUGGAACCAACUACAAAGCACGGCUGUCAAAACAAGAUGGCGGCUUAUACUCAAAAACAGCUCAGAGUUUGCACUUCAAUCUUAAUCUCCACAAAAUGUAUUACCUCUGGCAUCUAACCUUAAACUGCAGAAAUAACAAUGUUUAUUCUCAAUCUUUAGGCCUCUAAUGUCUUGUUCUUUUACUUAUCAUCAAUAGGUCUCAGAAGAAGAGCAGUGAAUGUUGCAAUCUCCGCUGAUGGUCGGCAUCUCGUGUCGCUAUCGAAAGAUUUUUUGUCAUCGAUAAAGGUAAAGUAAAGGCCAAAAGACAUGCAUAUCAACUAAUAGGCAUCUUCUCAUAGGACAAAAGUAUUCACAAAAAUUUUCCAGUAUGUCUCAGAAGACACAAUUCUCUCCAACAGACCAUUUUUUCAUUAAAGUGCAUAUGACAUGAAAUUUCUUAUUUUCUUAAAUGAAAGAACUCUUUAAGCUGUAGUGUAACUUAUUUUUCAGUUUCUUGUUUUUGUGGUUUGUUCCCGAGAUAUUUGAAUUUGUUUGAUAUGUAAAUGAGUGUGAAUAUGUCCGCUAAUUUAUGACGUCAUGUUGGUUGCAAGCUCUUCAAAAUGGUUGAAUAUCACUGCUAUAAUCCAAGAUGAUAACUUCAAACUUCACUCACUGGUAAAUGUGAUAAAACACUGUAGAACAACGUGAACAGAUAUCUACAGUUUUUAGAGUUAAUAGAUUUAUAACCAGUGUAAGUUGAGCUUGCAACCAACGUGACGUCGUAAAUUAGCGGACAUAUUCGCACUCAUUUACAUAUCAAACAAAUUGAAAUAUCUCGGGAACAAACCAUAAAAACAAGAAACUGAAAAAUAAGUUACACUACAGCUUAAAGAGUUCUUUCAUUUAAGAAAAUAAGAAAUUUCAUGUCAUAUGCACUUUAAACAAGGUGUUCUCCUAAUUUUUGGCCACGUUUUAAAAUUUCACCAGGACGUCGAAGUCUAAAGCUAGCAGCACACGACAGCUUCAUUCUCUCUUGUGCGCAUGGCUCUGGCUGACAGUUUUACUUGCCCAGAUGCCGUGAAACAAAGAUCUGUCGUGUAUAAUAUCUGAGUAACUUGCUAAGCCAGAGCUUCUCCAAGGGUAGAUACAGUUGGGAGCGAUGGGACCGACGGUCGAAUACACAUCAGAAACGAUACAUGUUCCUUGAAAAUUGAAACUCCAUAAUGUACCAUUUCCUACAUUUUCUGGCGCCGAACUGAAAAACUUGGACAACAAAAAUGUUGCACAAAGUGAUUGAUAUACACCAGUGUCGGAAAAUUCAAUCGGAAAACGCAAGAUAUGCAAUCCUAUAGGGCUAAAAAAUGCAGAAUUUCCCGAAUAUUUCUUUGCUAUUAUUGCCUUUGGUCAGCAGAUGUAGUGCAAAUUAUGAUAUUAAUAUUAUUAGUAUUGAUUUACAGAGUAAACGUUGACGUAAAGGAGAAAAUAAUUAGAGCUUAAACUUUUUGUCGUAUUCUUUUCACCUAUAUUUGCAAUUAAAAGCGUCAAAACCUAAAAUAUUUUUGGCGUAAAAGCCAGAAUCACUUUGUUUUAGUUUUAUUUUGUAGUUUAUACAGUUAGCUACCUUUUUAAAUGCAGGGUUGGGUAGGGGUGUGUGCUCGGCGACCCAUGAUUAGGUUUGCGACCGUUGCACACCAAGUUUAUAAUGAUUUGCAGCUAUACGCACAACAGUGUUUUGUAGAAAGGGCGAAACGUUACCCCUUCAGGGAUAUUAUUGUGAUAAUGAUGACAGCUGCCAGUUGAGAAACAAAGAAAUGCAGUGCGUUUGCAUCGUGGAAGUAGAUCCUCGAUACAUCGGCCCAUAUUCGGGGAUUCCUCGGAUCCCUCGGCCUCGUGAAUAAAUCGAUUGAGGACAUACGUACUGACAUUAAUCAAUCAGUUUUGAAACAGCUAAUAAAUAUAUUUAUAAAAUUAAUUUAAUAACGCAUGCUUGAACAUUGAAAUGCAGUGCCAGCCAAAUGGCAUUAGUUCUGAUUGCAUGUUGCGUAACAUAAAAGAUCUCUUAAUUAUUUGAAGGUGUGGGACAUGCUUCAUGGUAGUGAGUUGUCUGGAAUCGAUAGGGAUAACGAACCUCGGAUAGUUCGCUUCAGUUCUGACGGAAUGCUUGUCAUAAUUGGAUGCAACAACAACCAUGUUUUUAUCUGGAAUUGGAAGAACUGUGAUGUACCUUUAAAGUGCGUCACCUUACCGUUUACAACAAUCGAAAUAGUAUGCGAUAGAAACAUGAUUUACACGUGCAGCAGAAAUAUGGAAGUUUGUCAAGUCAUAGUUAAUCUUGACUCGCUACAAGUAUCGACUUUUAGUCAAGGGCCCAAUCCAAGUUGUACAUCUAUGGUUGUAUUACCUGACGGCAAAGGUAUAUUGACUGGUAUAACUACAGAGAGUUCUUUUAUUUAUUGGGAACUUUCAACUCGCCGUGAGAUCAAAUACAAUGCAGGUAGGUAAAUACUAAAUAGUGAAGUUUAUUUGUAAUUUUAUUAAUAAUAAUGAUUUAUUCAUACACUGACAGACACUUAGAGAGAGUGGUAGGGGAGGGAGAUCAAGUUAAAGGAGCGGGUGAUCUUCCCACAAUAUUUUUUGAAAGCCUUUGCAUGGUAGCUGAAUAACUGUUUAACAAAACUGUAGGCUAUGAAUGAAUCAAAAAUGCGCAUGAAGCUUAAAGCAAAAGCGUUUAAAGAGUUGACAUUUGUAGUAACAAAUGACGCUAACACCCAACGCCCCUCCUCGUGCCAAGUGUCCGAAUACAAAGAAAUCAUUUCCGUAAACUUCACAUUCAUUUUUCUUACCAAAUAUUGUUCAUGCCUAAAAUUAUUGGAGCCAAACUGUAAUCCAAGAGACGAAUUUUGACACUUAAAUUUAUUAAAAUUGGCUUACUAUAGAAGUAAUCUUAAGGCUGAUUUGGAGUUAGGGGUUAUCAAAGAUAUAGAAGCAAUCUUAAGGCUGUUUUAGAGCAAGGGGUUAUCUAUUAAUACAUAACUGAUGCGUGAUUUCAAUGGGUUUUUAGAACAGCCAUGAUAUUUGUUCUAUACCAGAGCAAUUUAAUAAUCUUAGUGUCGAAAUGCCUAGUAAUUAGUUGUGUAAUUAUUGGUGUCCCAUUUUCUUUGGGACACGCUUAGCUUGAGUGCGGCCUCAGCCCGACUUUAUUAAUUAUCAACUUGAUAUGUAAUAAAUUCGGGUUGAGACUGCACGCAGGCUAAGACAUCCUGUAGCUAUAUUAGGUUAUUGUGGGGUCUUACUCGGAGCAGUGGCAUGAAUCGAACCUGUGGCCCUGCGAUUGCGGUACAACACUCAAACCAACUGAGCUACAGAGUCCAGUUGCCGAGCGUUUAGCACAGGCUACGACACGGUACAGGGAAGCCAGUUGAAAUUUUGAGUGAAAAUUAUAUAUCUUUAGUCCGAAAAAGAAGAACAGUUGUAUAUACAGUACUAGAAAUACAUGCAUGCAACAACCCCUCGCCUAUAUUCUCCAAACAUUGUUUCAACAUGAAGUAUUCGUAAUUACGUCAACACUGAACGCAGGCUCGGGUUGCUCACGUCAUGUUAGUCAUGGCAACACGAUAAUUGUUUUUUAAUUUUUUGUACAAACCUGCAAACAAAUUAUAGAUGAAACUUAAAUACAGAACUAUCAAUUUCUAAAAUAUAUGAAGCAGGUAUAUUGUGUUGUUUUCCAUGGGGUUUAUUUUAAUGUAAAAUUCAAAACGAAACUCUACGUAAAACGUUUUUAAAUGCGAAUUGAAAUCAACUGCUUUUUGCCGAUAUUUAAUAAACUCUUCAGCUUCAACUUUAUAUUACUCGCACUUUGAAAUGAAAUACAUUUAAUUCGUACAGGACGCUAAUGAAACUAAUUUGCUUUCCUUUUUAUCAUGAACUUCUACAAACGUUAAUUUAACUAAGAAUCUUUCGCACACAAUGCAUAGGAAAUAUUUAAGCAACAAGAACAAAGUCGAUAAUAAUAAAAAGUCACACAUAAACAAUUGAAACAAACUUGCCCUAUACUUAAAUCAAUUCUUAUCAAUGUUUACGUUUAAAAAUUGAAAAAAAUGUUUUACAAUUUGUUAUGUGAAACGAUUUUCGAAACUUUCUUACAUGUUUUUUUUACAUUUUCCCCUUCUUCACUCCUGGAAAACAGCCAUAUUUUGAGAUCAGUGAGAUGACCACCCAUACACCAUGCGCCCGCGAUAUUUGAUGAACUUUAGACUUCGCUAGUGCGUUCCUUUCCCCGGGUGUAAAUAGCCGAACGGAAUUAGUACCCUCGCCCCGGGCUUACGCCCGGAACGGCGCUCCGCGCCGUUGGCUCGGGAAUUACUCCCUAGUAUGCUCGAAUAAUGUUUCAAAUAUGCUUCGAAUAGGCAAUAACUGCAAAUAUUUUACCACCUUCAGGUCAUUCUGACGACUCGAUAGUUACUGCAAUUGACAUCACAUCAAAUGGGAAAUUUGCUUUGACCGGAAGCAGUUCAGGGACACUGUCGCUGAUGAACUUGGAGAGUUCUAAGAUAGUUCAGUCGUUCGCAAAGACCGAAGAUGGAAUUGGCAUACGUUUGGUUAGCGUAUUAAGAAGUCAUGACAGUUUUGUAAUUGUUGAUGAGGCGAAUAGAAUCGAGUUGAGGACUUUUAACAAUAAUGGUGUUGAGUUACAAUUGGGUCAACCAGCAGUUAAAGUGACCUGCGUUACUCCUCUUGGUUUAAACUAUAUAUUGUUUGGUUAUGAAAACGGAGAACUGUUAUUGUAUGAUUAUGUGGAACAAUAUGAGUAUAAGCAUCAUGAAGCUCAUUCCAGAGCCGUUUCUCGUGUUGAAAGCCACCCAAACAAGGAAUUUCUUUUCUUUAUAUCGGGGUAUGCCUGUGGAUCUGUGAAAUUUUGGUAUGUUGCAAAAACCGUGCCGCCUUUUUGGAGCCAAAUAUGGUCACAUGACAACGUUCACCCGCAUCCCAUUACCGCCUUAGCAUUCGUGCCGGGCUCCGAGGACAUCGUGGUUGGUUCCUAUGGCAACGAGGUAUGUUGAGCUUGUUCCCAGUAGGGCUAUAUUGACCGCUUAAAAUUGGUCUCUAUUUGGACGUACCUGUUGUGACCAAGUCAUGUUCAUUGGGAUGCAGGCGGGGGGAUUGAGCGCCCCUACUAACCUUGGAAAAAGGGUUGCAAUUUUCCUUAUCAAAUCCGUUUCUCUAUUUUGCGAAGCUAAGGCGACAUCCUCCCUGCUAGGAGCAGUGUUUCCCCGAUACCGUAGAACAUUAGUUGCUACCCGUAGCUCCCUAUAGAUACUAUGCACUUGAUCAAUGGUCGCAUUCCAAGGCAUGACCAAGGCUCGAUGUACACACGAACAUCCUCCCCCUUACCAGAUCGGAUUGGAGCGACAUUUUCAAUUUACUUCCUUAUCUGUCAUUUGUGGCAUGCAACAUAAAUACUCUCAAGUAUAUACGCACUUUUGAGGAAUAUUUGAAAAUGGUAAAUUCAGGAUCCGAGGGGCAUUCAACACUUUUUCCGUCAUCUUUAUCUAGUCAUCCCCAUUUUGUAUCUUCCCGAGUGUCAUGUGUGUGUGGUCUUCCUGUUUCUUUUAAUUUUUUUCGAAUUGCUAUUUCCACCGCUCUUCUCAAAAAACUGAUUUUCCUUCUACGGUAAACAUGACGUGCCCGAGGCAUCGUUGUCGGGCAUCUCGUAACUUUUCUUCAAUACAUUCUGUACCUCUGCCAUCUCUUCCAUUGUUUCAUUUGACAUUUUUUCUCAAUACAAUUUCAUGCUCCAAACGCAAUAUUCUCAUUUCUGUUUACAGACAAGUACUAGUUCUUUUUUUUCUUCUCAGGGGCCAGAUUUCUGCUCUAUACAGUGCAUCAACAAUAGUAUGUCAUUACCCUAUAUACAGCGUUUAGAUCCUUCACUUAGCUGGUAUCCAAUGGCGGAAACUUUGCGAAAUAUUGGGGGGGGGGGCGAGUGCUUAAGGGGGGGGGGGGGUCUGCAAGCAUACUCCCCCAGAAGAUUUUUUAAAAUUGGAUCCCUGAAAUAGCAUUUGCAGCAUUCUGAGAGCACAUUUUGUAAGAAAUUUGAGGUUUUCAAAACAUUAAAUUAAUUUAAUGGUGGAUUUUGUUAUAAAUCAUAUGGUAAGCAUAAAAAACGACAUUUCAGAUAAAAUAUUCUAAAUGAUUAUAUACAUUUGUAAAUAGAAUUGGAAGUUGGUUUAACUGUCUCUCCUCGAGCGACAAGUCCCACGCAUCGUCAGCUUCUAGAAGCUGACGAAUUUGUAUGUUCAUAUCUUCGGUUCAGUGCAUGCUAUGAAUACAAUAAUACCAGCAUUCGAUUCAGUGAAACAAUAUCAACUAAUUACUCACGAUAGUUUUAGUCAUUGCCAACAUUAUAGCAAUUUAUGGCCUUUGAAAGUCAAGUGAGAUCGUGUAUUAUCAAGUUACGCAAUUGUCUGAACCUAAUAUAGACUAGCCAUAUCUUUGCCCCAACAUAAAUUCGACCCCUUCGGACGUAUCUUCUUUGCAAUAGUCUUGAUCGAAUCGCUAUCAAAAACACAAUUUAGAGUGUCAUUUCCGUGCCUGUAUCUUCAAAUUUGCAUCUUUUAUCACAUAUUUCUAUUUCUGGUCCGAAUGUGGGCUAAUCCCAACCGGAAAUACAAUUUCAAAACGUCCCACAACAAUGCGGCGUUUGUAUCGUACGACUCUGGAAAUGCCAGAAAUCGAUUCUAAGGGUCAAAGUGCACCUAUACGCGUGAUUUGUGACGUGAUCCGGCUACGGGAGCUCCUUAUUGGCCAAGUAUAGCGCGUGGCACGCGCGUUGCAUUUUUCAAAACGAAACGUUGCAUUUUUCAAAAUGCUGGUAUCUUUCUGUCGUAAAUUCACACUUAAAAAGGCCGCGAAGCAGCAUAUAUAUUCUUACCCAUUCAGCUUUCUCACAAGGUCUAACAAAAUGUUUGCUGUGGUUCCUGUUUUAUGUCCUGUUAAAAUUAGUGUAAGUUAAUGGUGGGAAAUUUUUGAAAAUGUUUUGCUUUAAUUGCACUGGUCAGCAAUGGCCACCACUGCCAUCAGUUGGCACUGCCACACCGAACCUGCAAGUACGUUUGGUUUUUAUCCCAUAAACCGAACCAUACACACAUUUGUAGCUCUUCGCGAUAUAUUCGUCGAUGCUUUGUCAACAUUUUCCCGGCCAAAAAAAUAACUGGGCUCUUAAUACUUCUUUAUCUACGUCUAGAUUACCUUUAUUGCAUUUUUUCUUUGGUUUUUCUUCAGUCUCAGUAUGUUAGUCACCGAAAAAAGUUCUUUAAAGUUUAGGUUUAUCGGCUAAAUCUUGUCCGCCAUAUUUGUUAUUGUUAUUGCAACGUGAGCAGUUUCGCGGAUGAGUUCGGCGAAAUGCCGGUGAGUUCGGGCAAAAAGCAGGUAAGCUCGACGACAAGCUCACCGCUCUAAACCAAUCAGAAAGCCGCUUUUAACACAGGUAUGGGAUAACUGUUUGGCCCCACUGCGGCAUUUCAAAAUAAGUUAACUUUGAGACAAAAUAAGUAUAACGCAUGAAAGUCGGACACAGUUUGAUUUCAAUAGUGAGUUUAAGCAAGUGACGUUUUUGUUAACACGGAUGUCACCCAAAAAUUGGUAUAAUUAAUUUUGCCGGUAUUUUGAAUCAUAGCGUUCGUAUAAGGAAGCAAAAAUCUUAUGUUUUGAAGGUUACCACCAAAUGUCACAAACACAGUUAACUUUUUAAUCCAGUCCUUCCUCUGCAAUCUGACGUCCGUGUUGACAAAAGUAUAGCUUGCCUAAAACUCCCUAUUAUCAUUGAAUCGACACAUGAAACUUUGCGUUUGAAGCAGGUCGUGUUUGGUAGUGUCCCAUACCUUAAAACAUCAUUCGGCAUUUCUGAAUGUUUUCACACAAGAACAUGACACGUUUUUCGCACGACAGACUGCAUCCACGAUUUUGGAAAUAAGUGAUGUGAGUAUAUCUUGGGUAAACAUGGUUAUUAUUAUUACGACAGGUACAUCGAAUAAACGCUAGAGGAGUUGUCCGCACGUACAAGUUUAAGUGUUACAGAAUUGCAGCGUUGCGUGUGGUGGAGGACUCCCUCAUUGCUGCAUGUAUUCAUAGCUUCAGUGCCGUAAAGUGGAAUUUGGACGAAGGCUCAGUGACUAAGGACUUUCAUAGUGGUGCUGGCAGAGAACAAGUAUCACGUGCUAACCAUGCUUCCAAUCAUGUGGCCUCCAAAGGUUAAUUACUGUAUAUUAUCGUUUAUUUAUAUACUCUCCAUUUUAUAACAGGUUGUGGUUGCCCAAUUUCCCGAGGACCUGGCUUUUCCCGACGACCUGGGAGGAAUACCGGAGUUCCCGGAGAAAAAUCCUCGUCCCCUUGUCCUCCCUAACAUGCUACGUGUGCGCUUAGCGCAACUUCUGUAUUGAGGUCUGGAUACGAGAGACAACCACAGGGAAGUCGCCCAACCAUUAAAAUACCAUAAGAAAAUACCCUACCCUUGACCUGUGGCCUCUUUAGGUCAUGCAACACGAGACGAUUUUUGCUGCAAGUUGCAACGCAAUAUCUCGAACUCGUUGACAAUGCUUGAUUUUGCUUUAUUUUGCUCGCAUGGUAAUACUGGAUACCUGGUGAAGUUUGUUGAUCCAGUCCUAGGACUGGAUCAAAAUUAAUUCAGUCCUUGGACUGGAUCAAAAUUAAUUCACCUAACUUUAGGCAGUGUUUUAUUUAUAUGAGAUGUCAUUUCAAGUCCUCCAAUUCGGACUGGACUAGAUUUCAAGUCCUCGUAUUUUGAAUCAAAUUGCGUGGACUUGAAAUCCAGUCCAGUCCUCAUAACCCAAAUUUGAAAUAUUCUGAUAUCCAGCCAUGUUAUCUAGUCACAGAGAAAUUGUGAGCAUGGCCUCGAAAAAAUUUUACGACCCGCGCUUUUUGAGCACGCAAAAACAAUGUCAUGAUAAUUUUCGUUAAGGCCCUGUCACACUAUUGCGUAUCAUACUAGCGUAUUCCAGCGUAUGAAAAAUAUCACUCAUACGCCGGUAUACGCUGACAUACGCUAGGGGUACGUUAGGCGUAGGUUGUAUACGUUUCAAGCACGGUCGCAUACGGUGACAUAUGCUGGCAUACGGCGAGCCAGAAAAUUUUUUUUAAGCAUGUUCAAAAAUUUUGUGCGUAUCGGACGUAUGCUUUAUACGAUAAGCAUACUCUAGGCACACGCUGAAUACGCCAGAGGUACGCCAGAUGUACGCCAGAUGUACGGUACUCAUACGCUGGCAUUUCAAAGGAUUUUUCUGCGUAUGAAAAUUAUUUCAUUAAUUUUCAUACGCUUCUCAUACGUUUCUCUCAUACGCAAUAGUGUGACAGGGCCUUUACAAGUUGCUUCCAAUAGAAUGAAAAACAGCUGAAACUUUCUUCAGUAGCACACUUCAAAAGUAAAUUCCGAAAUAAAUUUAUUGGCAAUGGCUGGUGACCUACUGCGCAAAUACUUAUCACGUUUUCCUUAACGGCUUUACUCAUGAACAAUUUUCCUUGGUGAUCAUGAAAAGCAGGCGUGACCAGCUUUUGAACAAGGCUCCUCGGCAAGGAAAAAUUGUCCAUUUUUGUAUAUUGUAUUGUUCUAUUCUAUACUAUAUGUUGUAAAUAUUUUAACUUGUAUUUUUUAAAACUACGAGGGUCCUGGGGAAAAUAAGUUUUUUGACUUACCAGGUAUAUGGGCUAUGUACGAUAUUCUUAACCCUCUUUAAAUAAAGUGAUUGAUUGAUUGAUUGAUUGAUUGAUUGAUUGCUUGAUUGAUUGAUUGAUUGAUUGAUUGAUUGAUUGAUUGAUUGAUUGAUUGAUUGAUUGAAAGUAUGAUACGUAAAGAAAGUGUCAACAGAGUACAAUGCGGGCCAUGCUCACAAUUUCUCCGUGACAACAUUUUGGAUAACAUGGCCUUUUCAUCCGAAAUUGAAUUGCAAGUUGCAGUAAAAAUUACCUUGUGUAACUUUUCCAUAACAGAUAUUAUCAUUUUAAAUUACAUUUUAGGUUCUCAUCAUUCUUUGCUGUUUUGGAACCUUGAAACUGGAAGGACACUCCACAGAGUUCGUGGUCACACACAUGAUAUCAGAGCGUUGGCAUUUGUGCCAGGAGGUGAAUUUCUAUUGUCAGGUUCUCGUGAUAAGACGCUGAAAUUGUGGAAUUUACGAAAUGGAGAGUUUGUUGAAGAGUUCCAUUUCGAACGGUUUGUUCGAGCUAUAGCAUGUGCCUCGAAUGGGAUAGUUUGCAUUGGCCUACAAGGUGGUGAGGUCUGCUUUCUGCGUUUCAGUAGUUUAUCUUCCCAUUCGACACAACUUGAACAGUAGGUUCAAAACUUAGUAUGAUCUCAGUGCCCUUGGGUUCAAACCGAGUGGAAGUAUCAAAACUACAAGUUGGAUUUCUCAGAGAGCUCAAGCUGGGAAGGGUUACUGCAAUGGAUGAUCACUCAUCCAUAAUACCCAUUUCAAUGGAUUCGUCAUUUCGGUCAGCAGUUUCCAACUGAACGAAGUCUGCUGACCUCCAAGCCAUGAAAUCAGUGUUAUCAUGACAAUCGUAUCGUCUGUCACAAUGCUGAUUCAUUGUAACUCUCAGUGCCCUCGAGUUCAAACCGAGUGGAAGUAUCAACUACAAGUUGAACUUCUCAGAGAGGUCAAGCUGGAAGGGGUUACUGCAAUGGAUCAUCGCUCAUCCAAAAAAAGCCAUUUCAAUGGAUUCGUUAUUUCGGUCUGCAGUUUCCAACUGAACAAAGUCUGCCGACCUCCAAGCUAUGAAAUCAGUGUUACCAUGACAAUCUUCUGUCGCAAUGCUCAAUCAUCGUAACAUAGAAAUUUGGCUAAUUUUAUUUAGUAUACAAAAACUGCAUAAGUCACAUGACUCAGAUUUAAUUAAACUAUUUUUGCGUAUAUAUAUCAUGGACUACAUAUAUACUUUCUGGGUCUACGGACCACAAGGGCAGCCCAAAUAGUGCGAGGACAGUACGCGAGUAGCAGGCUUGCCUUUUUUUUUACAAGAACUACACUUCUAAAAUCUUGCGUUACUCGCAUGAAUUGAAAUUGUGAACUGUUUUCAAGCAAUUUAGCUCAAAUUUGAAUAUGAAUUCCUCUUAGAA
Molecule: messenger RNA, 29883 nt
Organism: Paramuricea clavata
Lineage: Eukaryota; Metazoa; Cnidaria; Anthozoa; Malacalcyonacea; Plexauridae
Source: the annotation of a GenBank genome assembly